This is a messenger RNA of Angiostrongylus costaricensis, 279 nucleotides long. The record is from the annotation of a GenBank genome assembly. Lineage: Eukaryota; Metazoa; Nematoda; Chromadorea; Rhabditida; Metastrongylidae.
UUGAAUUUCUUGGUGAAAGUAGUCGACGGCGAUGUAGCACUGGUUCGUUUUGAUAUAAGUGCUGAGAAGUUUGUAAAGAGUGUUUUACCGUUUAUCACUAACAUCGGUGGCACUGAAGUCGUAUUGCGCUCCCUUUUUGUCGGUCGGAGUAUUAGAGCUUGCGAAAAGUUUCUAAUAAAGUACCGAAGAAAUGAGUUAUAUGGGAUGUUGAAACAUGCAGUUACUGGAGGUGAGCGUUUGCAAUUAACGGACAUGCUAACUGAUCAGCAGGAGAACUAG